Molecule: messenger RNA, 4590 nt
Organism: Polyodon spathula (Mississippi paddlefish)
Lineage: Eukaryota; Metazoa; Chordata; Actinopteri; Acipenseriformes; Polyodontidae
Product: leucine-rich repeat-containing protein 23-like
Exons: 10
Coding region: 181-1422 (413 amino acids)
Molecular function (GO): protein binding
Source: RefSeq, a predicted model, not a curated record
UCUGUGCAAGUCUGGCCAAAGGGUAUUUCAACUACAUGUGGCAGUGUCGUUUUCUAUUGGCGGCUUAGAGGUGUAGCUACUGCAAAUGUUGUUGUAGCAACAAGAGUUGAGUACAUUUGAAUACCUAAGCCAUCGUGGAAUUAUACGAAAGAAGAACAGAAUCCAUGUUAUCAGGAAGUAAUGGACAGGAAGCUGGAUCGCCACUAUGUUGAAGACCGUGGUACAGUUAUGUUAAUGGACAUUCUUCCUUUUACUUGGAAUGUAAAAACAGAAGGGCCACACUUCUGCAUUGAUAUGAAGAUGUCUCGCCUCAAAGAACUGGGGUAUAGUUUUGUUUUUGGAUCUGAGCCCAGGGAACAAUGGCCAGUAACUGGACACCCAGAAAGGAUUCUUAAACUGGAUAUCUCUUUAAAUGAAUUAGAAGAGUUGCAAAAUGAAUCUUUGUAUCCGUUAGAGAAUCUCUGUGAACUGAAUGCUUCCCUAAACGCUCUAAAAGGUAUACAAGGAGUCAGUGUCUUACCUCACCUGUUAGCUUUACAGCUGAGCUACAAUGCUAUCAGCAGUCUGAGAGGGUUACAACACAACAAGAUGCUGACCAUUCUCAAUGUCUCACACAACCAGAUAAGGACUAUACAAGGCAUGCCUGUUCUCAGUAACUUGACCGAGGUGCACAUAGACUCCAACAAGUUGGAAUCCUUAGAAGGCAUUCAGAACCUGCCCCAACUGCAAGAGCUUCACGCUCAGAAUAAUCAGAUCAGAAACCUGCUCCCUCUCUCGAGUUCUCUGAAUCUACACUUUGCAGACAUCUCUAACAAUGAGAUUCAUUCACUUCACGAGAGCUUGCAAAUACUCAAGACUUUGUUCAGGCUGAAGCAAUUGAAGCUGAAGGGUAACCCAAUAGCCAGGGAUAACCGGUACGUCACCAUGGUAAAACAAUCGACUGUAGUGGAAAUACUGGAUAACACACUUCUUCGAGAUCCUUGUGGUCACAGGCAGCUCCUGGUACCACAGUCUGCCAAGGAUGGACAGACAAAGGAAGAACUAAUAGAGGCUGCUAGGGCUGCCUACCAGGGCAAAAUACAGAGAAAACAGCAAGAGGUGGCAAGCACCAUACAUUACAUGCAUGGGAGGAUCAUGGAUCUUCAAGAAGAGCUAAAAGAACAUAAAGACAGCCUGAGGUUGGAACUGGAAGGAUACAUACGAUAUCUCGAAACCAUACCCCCUGAGGAUUUCCACAGCAUUGACCCCAGGAAGGUCCCUGGAGCCAUUGAACAGAACAUGUUUACUAAAUUCUGGAAGAAGUGGGACCAUGGCAAGAGAAGACCUGGGGACAUUCCUUUCCAUGACCUAACCAAGCCAGAAGAGGUGGUUAGGACAGCUGCGUGGCUUCUGUCGAACCCUCCAGUUCCACCACAUACUUGAACGAGCUGUGACCUUGCCCAGAAGAUCAUCUGUAACCAAGACAAGCCUUGUGUGUCAGGUGUUUAAGUGUGUCAUGGUUUAAUCAGCAAAUAAUUUGAAAACCAGUUUGAAUAUCUGUUGUGCAUUUGUAAAAUUCAAUCAGAUUUGUUUUAAAAUUAUUAUUAUCUUUUCUGUGCAAGUGAAAACAGAAAAAAAGGUAUUUGUCUGGUAAGAGAUGCAUGUUAUUGAAUUUUCCUGAUAGUCAUUCAGUCAAAUUAAACCAACUAUUUAAUACCUUAAAGUGUACUGUAUACUUGGCAUCAACUUUUAAAUAAUUUAGUGAAACUGCUGUAGAAAGGAAACAUGUACUUGUAUUCGUACUGUGCUAGCAAUGAUGAUCACAGAAAACCCUUGUUUUUUAUUUUUUUUUAAUGGUCAGUCAAGAAUGACCAGUUGAUAUGGACACUGAAGUGUCCGCUUCUGAGUUGCCAACAUCAUUCGAUGUAACGUAUUAAUGAGAAGCCUCUAGAUCCUAAUAAAACACGAGUGUUCGGUAACCAUCUCACGCCAAUAAUCUGUAUCCCUUUAAAAGAGGUUUUGAGCAGCUUUGACCCACUGACAAGUCUGUUGAGAUAUUGCUUCGGAUAAACUGUUUCAAAGCUAUUUCAGGUGACAGUGUCACGCAUGAUGCAUUGAAUAAAAAAAAAAAAUUAUAAUAAUCUUUGCCCUUUACAGUGUAAAUACCAUUUCAUGAUGAAAGGUCAGUGUCUCCAUCAAUGGACUUCAUACUGUGUUAGACUGCAUAUUCAGAACUGUUAAAGGACAUAAAUAGGUCCAAAGGGAAAAUAAGUCAGAAGUGGCAUAUGAAGAAAGACACUGAUAUGCAGACCUCUGACAUAAGUGUCAAAGAAGGGUCUAUGGAAUGGUAUACUGCAUUUCAUGUAAUAAUAACUGUUAGUCAUUCCAACUAAUAUAGAACAAUACAGUUUAAUUUAAUAUAUUCCAUUGUUUGAUAUGGUGCAGGUUGAUGGUACAGGCUAGCUGCUUACUUACUGUACUACUAAACGAAAUCACUACAUGCUGUAAAGCAAAAUCAUUGGAAUAUUUGGUUAUAGAUUAUAGAAAUGUAAACAGUUAACUAAUAACAACGUGUACAAAAUAUUUAGUACAAUAGAGCAUUUCUUAAAGGGUAAUGCUUAAAUGUAGCCACCCCAGUGCACCAAAUAUUGAAACUGAAUUUGUUUCACAUAAGUAUACAAGCUUGUAGCAUGUUACAACAAUGACUGAAACUAGCAGAAUAACAAAUCAUUUGAGCAGGUCUUGACAGCUUUAACAGGUUUUAAAAAAGAAGUGUAAGGAGUUAAUGCAAACAGACCAUCUUGGCUUACAAUAUGGUAUACCCUUGCUUAUUUGGAAGUGGGGCUUCAACAUCUUUCACCAACCAUAAAAAGAACGUCUAAAAUUAUUGCCUAAUAACGGACAAAUCCUCUUUUAUGUUUUAUAUUAAUUCUUAGUCGGACAUUUUACUAGGCACCAGAUGGUACAUAGAAGCAGUAAACCUUAUGUUUGUCCGGAUACAACUGAGGGAAAUGCUAUGAAAUAUCCAAUUGGAUCUUUGAAACUAUUUCCCAUUUGGUUUAGAUAGAAAUGGUGUAUAUAGGGAGAUUAACUAAUGUAUGUGCUGUACAUUCAUUGUUAACACUAAAUCAUUAAUGAGUUUUAUUAAAUAUAUAAAAUCAUGCUUUGCUGUAAUAAUUAUAGUACAGUUCUAACUCCUUAUUUAUAUUUAAAAAAAAAAAAAAAUUCUGUGUGAUUUAGCCAGAUUUGAACAAAUAUUUAUUUAAAAGAAUUACUAAAACCAAAGCUGUGUUAAAACAAAAUUAAGGGCUCAUUUGCUGUCUUUACAGGCUUUUAGAUGUUGAUGUUUCACCAUUUCAUGUUUUGUCAUUUGUUGUAUUCUCUGGUUGUUGUCAAAUGCAACUUGACCUAUCCAUUUUGGUUCACCUGAGAUGUAGGGUGUAUGGAUAAUGUAGGGACCCUGAACUACUCAAGGCAUUGUCUGGCAGUUACAUUACUGUUACAUUAACACUGCAGAUCAAAGAAUGGCACAAACCUUCAGUUUCAGGCCUUUUGGGAUAAUGUGAUCCUUAUAGAAAUGGAAAUUUUCAGCUCCCUUAUUAAGAGAUACAGUAUGAGUAAAUGUUGUCAAGAUCUCGAUAAUAUUCAAAUAAAACUUAAAAAUAGGCUUGUAUGAGGACUUGCUAUGCAGUAAGGUUUUGUGUGACUCAGACAGAUAAUGUGUUAGGCUGAGAAGUUAAUUUCACAAAUGUGUAAAUUGAAAGCCUGUGGAAAAGAUCAAUCCUGCUGCUUGUCUCCCCAGGAUAAAAACUGCAUUCACUCUGUAAACCUGCAAAUGUUGCUUUCAGUAAUGUGAAAACAGGUAUUUUUUAUUUUUUAUUAUCUAAAAGCUGUGACCAAAAUCCAUUUAGUAUUAUGUGGUAUUACAUUCAGACAUUAAAUACAUAAUGCAUUUACACAAUGCCCCAGUCAUUCUGAUGUUUUAAACUAUGUACAGUAUAUUGUAUGUUUGUAUUCCUCAGAAACAAACAGUAGUGUAAUCUAAUAGCUUACCAUAUGCAGCAUUUGUUUUUAAGUCUUUGAUCCUGGAAGAUUACGCACAUUUUGUAAACAAUAAAAUACGGACUGGGUACAUAAAAUCUCUCCGCACACUAUGACUGAUGGCAAAUGAUACAAAAUAAUCCAUUGAAGUUUUGUGUAAAUGUGAACUGAACAGACACCCCAGAAUGCCCAAUGGGAAUCCAAACAUAGCAUCAAAACAGAAACAAAGCAAUGUUUCUGUUCUUUCAACUUUUUCGAAGUCCAUAUUUGGGACAGAAGACUUUUUGUCACUAUUGACUAAACAUAAACUAUAUUUGUGCAUGGUUAUUCAUGCUUUUGUGGUCAGUUUGUACACGGCAAUAUUGGUAUUUAUUAAAUAUGUCAAGCUGUUGUUGCCUUGUACUUGUGGUCUCGUGGUAUCUUUAUACCAAUUCUCUUGGUAUAAAGAAAUAGAGAACUAAAUCAAUUUGUUCUUUCUGCUCGGCAAAAUAUAUAACAGAGGUACAGCUUUAGGCUGGAUUCCUUUUCAUUAAACCUCCAAAAACACUGCACACCCCGUACAUUCAUAAA